This is a messenger RNA of Vigna unguiculata (cowpea), 2871 nucleotides long. Its product is annotated as filament-like plant protein 3. NCBI's taxonomy places the organism in Eukaryota, Viridiplantae, Streptophyta, Magnoliopsida, Fabales, Fabaceae. The record is from RefSeq and is a predicted model, not a curated record.
CAAUUGUGCACAGUAGUGACAGGGUAGUACCCGCAAUUUGCGUUUAAACAGAGGAGCGAAGCAGGAACAGACAGCGUAAUAGCAGAAGCACAAGAGUGGCAGAAAUAAUAACAUGAAGAACAAGACAAAAACAAAGGAAAGCCAAAACAAUUUUAACGGCUGUAGUGAAUCGCAGGAGCAAUAAGCGGGAAUAAGGCAGCGUUUGUUUCAAUACAACCCCGACAAACUUACCUUACCUGCACAUAUAUCAUCUACAGAUCACAAAACCAAACUAAAGCUGUGGACUUUUUCAGACCCCUUUCACACUCUUAUCCUAUUUCUCUGUCACCACCACAUGGUCCCUCUCCUUUUUCCAAUAUCUCUUUCCACAUCACAACACAAACUUCCAUCAAUAAUAUCUUCCAUCAUUUAUCUCUCUUUUUUCUUCCUUCUAUGAAUUUCUCUGUUUUCUUUAAUCUUACAGAUAGUCCAUUCUCAUGGCGUGAAAUUGGGGAUUCAUGGUAGGUGCCUAACCCUCACACUCUGAGUUUUGUGUAUAAAGGAAUAUCACAAGAGAUGGCCAAAGGAUAGAAUUUAAAAGAACUUUUUUUUUUUCUAUAUUUCUACCUUUGACCACUGUUCCCUUAAUGUUAAAACCUAGGUAGAUAGGAGUGGAAAGUGAAUUCUAAGCAAAGCUCUCUCUCAUAACUACUUUCUGUUUUCUUUGCAAGUUACUUCUUAAGGUUGAACACCUGGCUCUCACAUUCUUCUUUUUUAAUUCUGGGUUUUGCUUGAAGAGCAACUUGCCACCUUUCCCUGCUUCCACUUAUUCUUUCCACUCAUAGCCUCGGAUCCAGUUCUGUUCAGGCUAAAGGGUUUGUUGGGGGCAAUGUUGCUCAUGUUGUUGUCUGAAGACAUAAGAAGGUGUUGAUUUGCCUCAAUUGUGGAUGGACCGGAGGAGUUGGUUAUGGCGCAGGAAGUCAUCUGAGAAAAGUCCAGGUGAAACUGAGAGUUCUGGCUCAAUGUCAUCUCAUUCAGAAAGAUUCUACGAUGAUCAGGUAUACACCACACAUACUACUCCACCUCCCGAAGAAGUGACUGAUGUGAAGACUCUAACUGAAAAGUUAUCUGCUGCUCUCUUAAGCUCUAGUGCCCAAGAAGAUUUGGUAAAGCAGCAUGCUAAGGUUGCUGAAGAAGCUGUCUCAGGCUGGGAGAAGGCUGAAAAUGAAGUAUUGAUUUUAAAACAACAACUUGAUGCUGCAAAACAUAAAAACUCAGUUCUUGAGGACCAAAUUAGUUAUCUUAAUGGGGCACUCAAGGAGUGUAUGAGGGAGCUUCGACAAGCUAAAGACGAACAAGAGCAAAAGAUUCAUGAAUCUGUAUCAAAUAACUCUUGUGGCUUGGAAUCUGAAAGACCUGAUCAUGAGUGGGAAGCUGUGGAUCCUGCUGCUGCAUUAGUUCACUCUGAUCUUCACCAUAGGCUUGAAGAUAUGGAGAAAGAGAAUUCAAGUCUUAAAAUAGAGCUACAAUCUCGACUCGAGGAACUAGAGUUCAGGACCAUAGAAAGAGAUUUGAGUACUCAGGCUGCUGAAACGGCAAGCAAGCAACAUUUGGAAAGUAUAAAGAAGGUGGCAAAGCUAGAAGCUGAGUUUCGGAGACUGAAAACUGUGACACGCAAACCAUUCUCUGCUAAUGAUCACAGGUCUUUAGCUGCUUCUUCAGUUUAUGUAGAGUCAUUUACUGAUAGCAUGUCAGAUAUUGAAGAGAGGCAACUAGUACUUGAAAGUGACAUGCCAAAAUUAGGAGGUUGGGAUAUGAAUGAACUUGAUCAAUUUAAGAAUGAAAACAGUGCCGGAAAAAAUCGUAAGGUCUUUUCAACUGACAUCAAUCUUAUGGAUGAUUUCCUUGAAAUGGAGAGGCUUGCUGCAUUGCCAGAUACUGAAAGUGUAAGUAGCUUUCCCGUGGUAAAUGCUGCAUCUGACCAAGUCAGUGUUGUAAAUAAACUAGAAAAUGCUGAUAUGGAAGGUAUGGUUCAAAAGAACGCUGCAUUGGAAAAGAAACUAGAGAAAAUGGAGGCAGAGAAACUUGAGCUAGAGAUGGAUCUAAACGAGUACCAAAAGCAGCUUGAAGCAUCAUUGAGCAGAAUAAAGGAAGUGGAGUUAGAGGUAGUAGAGCUUCAAACUAAGUUAGCUCUUGCAAACAAAUCAAAUGAAGAAGCAUAUGAAAAACUAAAAGCAACUCAGGAAAAGAAAGAGAUAGCUGAGUCAAAACUCACAGCUGCACACACUGAAGCAGAAGAAUUGGUCUCAAAAAUCUGUUCAUUAGAAGAAGAGAUUGAGAAAGAGAGAGCUCUGUCAGCAAAGAAUUUGGCCAAAUGUGAGAAGUUGGAGGAUGAGCUCUUGAGAAUGAAGCAUGAAGCUGAACUCCAGAAAAACACUGAGAUUCUGUCCGGAGAAGGUGACAAUAGUGAGCAAAAGCAGGAGAAGGAACUAGCAUUGGCUGCUACUAAAUUUGCUGAAUGUCGAAAAACCAUUGAAUCUCUUGGACUGCAGUUGAAGUCCCUUGCAACAUUGGAAGACUUUCUACUUGAUUCAGAGAGCUCUACGGAUUGUGAAGUUACACCAUGUCCUCAAAAUGGUGAUGAGCAGUUGAAGAACUUUCAUAGUAAUUUGAGUUUGACCAAAAGAGAUUCUGAACCAUCAGUUUCACUAAACCAAUCAUCUAUAACCCAUGAAAAAACCCGUAAUGGUUUUGGUAGGUUCAACCCAAGAAGCAAAAGUGUAAGCAAAACAAGAGGUCACUGAAAAAUAAGGUGAAGAAAAAAAUGAAUCUGUAAAUGUGGUCAUACUUAUUCAACGUGUAUAAAUUCAAACUUACUUGUUUACAUAUAAA